AUGUUCACAGACCUGAGACUUACCGACGGAGGGACCGCGCUGUCCUCGCCCUCGGUUGGUGCCCAAGGAGAAACCGCCGCUGAAGCAGAAGGGGCUCUGCUCAACACCUACGAUAGCGCCAUCAAGACAUCGUCUGACCCCCUUCUCCCCGACGACCGCCAGACCGACGGCAGUGAUGCGAAGCGGCGCCAUCAAGUCGCCACGCAACCUCCUGGCGUCUCGCCAACGCCUUCUCCGGACCGCCACCGGGCGAGCACCGCCUUCGACGCGGCGGAUGAUCCUUCUCGCGCUUCCCAGAGUCCGGGUGGCGUCGACGGCGAUUGCUGCUCCGAGAGCGGAGAGCCCGGGAACUCGGAGCACCCACCUGCGGCUGUAGCGGUAGCUUUUUCGCGGUCCUUCGUAAACGGGGCUUCGGACGGCGACCAGGAAGGCGCGGCGGAUCUCCGGGCGAUGUCGUCGGGGCCGGGUAGCGCCCGAGGUUUACCGGGUGCGGUGCCGGAGCGGCGGCAGCAGCACGGGGCGGCGGUUGGAGAGGCUACGGCGAUCGCUGCAGGUGAUGAAUCCGACGGUGGCGUCGGCGGAGGGUGUGGCGGAGAACGGCGCCGGAGUGUCGCCGCGGUCUGCCCCGAGCACGCCUCCUCGUCCUCCUCCUCCGCCUUGGGCGAUGAAACCGUCGUCGUCGUCGCGGAGGGAAGAGCGGCGGAGAAGGAGACGGGCGGUGACGAUAAUGUUGCGCCCAACGGCGAUCCGACGACGGGAGGAGGCGACAGCCCGGUGGUUUCCGCACCGGCCGUGGACGGUCAUGGAGGACUUCACCUUGCCGGGCCACGGAGGCGGAAGGGUGAGAGGGCGGCAGGGGCCGAACUCAAGCAGAGGAAGCCUGAUAAUGAGUCUUUGGCGCAGGGUGACGUCCCCCUGGAGGUCGAUGAGAGCUCUGCUGGCGGUAUUUCUGGUGCUGAUGCUGAUGAGUUUCAUCCAAGCAUUGGCAUCGUUCCGAGCGACAGUUCUGACGUGACCGGCAGCAAAAGAACCGCGAGCUCCGGCUGCGCUGGUGACGGUUAUCGCACAGCCGUUGACGAGGACGGUUGUUCCAGCGGCGACGAGGGCUCGCUAGACGCCGCAGAGGAGUGGAACAUCGUCCCCAGGCCCGUGACAGCCGGCGACGCGAGCAGCGUCGAGUCUGGCAGGUGUUCGGACGGCGCCUCGGGACGGGGGCUCCCGCCGCGAAAUAUCAGUGUGGGGGGGCACGACGACGAGGACGAUGAUGAUGACGUGGUUGACGUAGGGAGAAGGCCGGGGGGAAGGGUCGCCAGGGGUGGCUCGGCGAGACGGCGGAAGGUGUUGGUGGAGUCCUCGGAGUCGGGUUCUUCUACACCGGGGAGUGAGGGGGCCCGCGGAGAAGAACGAGGCUUCGCUCCCCGUGGCCCUGUCGUCGUCAGCAGCGAGGCCCAUGAUGGGGAGACCUGCAGCGGUGGCGAUGCUGGGCGCGGUGUUACCGCUGCCGCAGCCGGGACGAUGCCAUCUCGCCGCCCUCGUCGCCAGGGGAGGAGGGUUAUCGACGACGACGACGAGGAGAGUAGCGACGAUUCUACCCAGGAGGAGGUCGUCCGAUCUGUGAGCAGCACCGGUAGGAAGAAUGCAGAUAUCGGGGGGUUCUCCUACGUCGUCGAGAGCUCUUUUGAGGAUGAGGAAGAGGAGGAGGAAGAGGAGGAGGAGGAAGACGUAAGUGAACAUCAGCGACCCACGGCGGGCAUAGCUCAGAAGGAGAAGCCCACUGCUGCUGCCGCUUCCUCGGCGCCGUCGGAGGGUGAAUCGUCCGACGACGCGGGCGAAGCGAUCCGAUCCCGAAGACGACCAAGAGCUGCCGCACGUGGUAAGCGCUCUGCUUCCGCGGUUCAAGUCGCCGAUUCCUCUUCGUCUCCGGCCAGUAGCAGGACGGCAGCCGGCGGCGUUUCUCCCCGGGGCGACAAAAUCACUUCCACCCGCGACGACGGUCAUGACAUCGACGACGACGACGACGAUGAGUGGUCUAUCGGCCCCUCUACCAGACGCCCUAAUCUCGAUCGCCGUCGCAAGGUGCAAGAAGGCCCGUCCUCCGACAAAGACUCACCGCGUCCGUCUCCGGCCGCUGAGACGCCCGCGAAGAGCAGUCGCCCGGCGAAGCCCCGCAGGGCGGAGCCUGCCGAGGACAGGAGGGGAGGGGGGCCCGCAGAAGGGAAAUCAGGGGGAACCGUGAGAAAGAAAGGGCGCGCCCAAGGCGGUGGCGUUGAUUCGGCUGCGGGAGGUCUGACCGGCGCUGCGUUCUCGAGGGCAAGAGACAGCCUGACGGCAAAGUACUUCGCGGAGUUCAACGAGGGUGCCUUCGGGGGGGCCCUGUCCGACGUGAAGGUGGCCUGGAGCGCGCGCCUUUCGACCACGGCGGGGGUGACCAAGUCCCUCCGCCGGGUUAAUCCCUCCGGGGAGGACUACGCCUACCUGUCCACGGUCGAGCUGUCGACCAAGGUUUUGGACAGCGAGGACAAGCUCCAACAGCAGACGCUUCUGCACGAGCUCUGCCACGCCGCCGCCUGGGUGGUCGACCACAAGUCCAACCCCCCUCACGGGGAACACUUUUGGGCCUGGGCCAACCGCGCGAAGGCGGCCCACCCGGGGGUACCCAUCACCACCUGCCACAGCUACGCCAUCAACUACAAGUACCGCUACACGUGCGUGGGGGCGAGCUUGGCGGGAGGCGGCGGUAGUGGCUGCGACGACGAGGCGGGACUGUCAGGGGGUCGGGGUUGUGGAGCGGUGAUCGGCAGGCACUCCAAGUCCAUCGACGUGGCGAGACAGGUUUGCGGCCGAUGCAAGGGGCGGCUCGUACUCUUCGGCACCCACGGCACGGACGGGAAGCUCAAGAAGCCGCGCGCGGCGACCGGGUUCAGCCUGUUCGUCAAGGAGCGAUACGCCGAGGUCAAGGGGGCUCUUCCCCCCGGCACCAAGCAGCAGCAGGUCAUGAAGGAGAUGUCGAGGCAGUGGGCAGCGCGCGGGAACGUUGGUAGUGCCGCAGGCGGCGGCGACCGCCCGUCCUCCGCCGGUGCGGAUAGGAUCGGUAAGGCUAACGCCAAGGCUAAGGCUGCGGGUGAUCGCGGCAGCGGCGCAGGAGCGGUUCCCCUUCUUGACAAGGAGAACGCCUCGUUCGUUGACCUGACGUGA
This is a messenger RNA of Ectocarpus siliculosus, 3195 nucleotides long. The record is from the annotation of a GenBank genome assembly. NCBI's taxonomy places the organism in Eukaryota, Phaeophyceae, Ectocarpales, Ectocarpaceae.